AUGUUGCACCAGCUCCUGGGCCCCAUUGUCCCUGAGGAGGAGGAUCCAGUGGGUGUUGUCCAGGAAAAUGAAGGUGUUUUUGCCAUCCAGCCACACAGUGAGGAGGAAUAUGAAGAAGAUGUAAUAGAGCCACGAGCUCUAAAUGAAAUAACCACCAUGACAGAUGGGACGAGCCCCUGGUCCAGUGUGAUCUCUGAAACGGGGCAGGGGGCUGAGCUGCAGCCUCUGGAGCCCAGGCCUGCAGAGCAGCCCUCCACAGGUGUGGGGUGUUUCCAAAGGGGCAACAGCAGCACCUUGUCCAGCACGCUGCAAGGGGACAGCCAGAGCCUGCUCAGCGCCCUGAGCCCACCCUUGAGCCCCCACAUGGCAGGCAGGAGCUUCCAGGGCUUCCACAGCAGCACAGGAGCAGCAGCUGGAGACUUCCAGGGCUUCCACAGCAGCACAGGAGCAGCAGCUGGAGACUUCCAGACCAUAAAGAAAAGUGUGGAGCUCCAUGCAGGCUCCAAGGAGCCGCUGCCAUCCCCAGGAGACGUGGGUGUGACCAAUCAAAAAGCCACUGAGAGAGAGGAGGAGGAGGAUGCUGAGGCUGUAAAUGGAGAUCAUCAAGGCAAGGAAGGAAGUGGUUCUGACGAGAACUGUGCUCAGAGUGUAUCAGCCCAAGCUGGCUCAGAAAGAAACAGCGAGAGCUUCCCUGAUGACAGCAGUGAGGACCCAGGGGAAGGCUCAGAAAACGCCAUCAAACAAAAAAUCACUUUAUCUGAUCCUGUGGUAGUUCCCAACUUCUUCCUUCCACCCCAGGAGAUGGAAGCCUCCAUGAGACUGCUCUGCACUUCUUCCUAUCCUUCCACACCUCCAAAAGGCAGGAGUGGAGCAGUGCCUGGAGGGAUCCCCUACCGAAGAGCCACUCGUCCCAGGCCCAGCCCCCAGCUCUCAGAGGAGGAAGCCAAGAGAAUCGCCAGGAUCUUCUCUGCUCAGCUCUCCAAGAAGGAAUAGUGCUGCCCAGAGACCCUGCACAGCACAGCUUCCUCAGCCAGGCAUGGGCAGAGCCCCCCUGGGAAGGGGAGGUGGAGGCCACAGCUUUCAGGCUCUGCUUCUAGUUUGCCUAACUGGUUAGUUAAUUAAGUCCCCUGUUUACAAGGGCUUGAAGCCUGAGGUCACCCACAGGGAGCUGUGUCUUGUAGGGGCAGGUCCCCAGUGAGACCCACCCCUGUGGGUAACCCAUGACCUGUUACGUGCUCUCCAAGUAGUCCAGUUUGAGGAUUUCCUGUGAAAUGGCCCUUUCAAAAAUAAUUCAUGGGCAGCACAAUUCUCUGUUUCCUCAGGUGCCCAAAGUGCUUGUGUCAACACAGGCCAAGGGGACCAUAAAAUCUGGUGGGUGUACAAAUGAGGGUGACUAGAAAGAUGAGACUUUUAUAUUUAUAUUUAAAUUAUUUUUGUACACCUUUCAGAAAACAGACUUUGAUGCCAGCAGAGCUCAGUUAUUUUUGUACUGCUCUCUCCAGUGUUUGUUUCAAUAAAAUUCCCUGGUUUCUUGUCA
Molecule: messenger RNA, 1537 nt
Organism: Serinus canaria (Common canary)
Lineage: Eukaryota; Metazoa; Chordata; Aves; Passeriformes; Fringillidae
Product: C2 domain-containing protein 3-like
Exons: 4
Coding region: 1-993 (330 amino acids)
Biological process (GO): cilium assembly; centriole elongation
Cellular component (GO): centriole; centriolar satellite
Source: RefSeq, a predicted model, not a curated record